Messenger RNA from Papaver somniferum (opium poppy), 1889 nucleotides. RefSeq names its product allantoate deiminase 1-like. The record is from RefSeq and is a predicted model, not a curated record. NCBI's taxonomy places the organism in Eukaryota, Viridiplantae, Streptophyta, Magnoliopsida, Ranunculales, Papaveraceae. The coding region runs from base 312 to 1670 and encodes 452 amino acids. Gene Ontology annotation, molecular function: hydrolase activity, acting on carbon-nitrogen (but not peptide) bonds, in linear amidines. The transcript has 12 exons.
UGCUUACACUUGCCCUAGGUAGGAUACGAGAAAUCAAACAAAUCAGCAAAAGGAGAUCAGAGGCGCAUGUUAGUAGUGUUCAUUCUCCCUUUUCCAUAACAAUCCACUCACCGCUCAUUCAUCGUCGUCAUCAUCAUCACUGGAAGGAAGCUAUUGAGUUUCCUCUCCAAAAAUAAACCCUAACUUACUACUUCUUCCAAUCUCUAAACAUCAGUAGCAACAAUGUUUGUCAUCAGAGUUUCUUUCAUAUUCUUCUUCUUAUUAUUCAUACUUCCUUCCACAGUUUUUUCCUUUACUUGUAUGGUUUGGAGAUGGGAAAAGAAGAAGAAGAAGAAGAAAUAGGAAAAGAAUUGUUUCCAGAUAUUCUUAGAGAAGAAGCAGUAUCAAGACUUAAUGAGUUAGGAGAGGUCAGUGAUGCUGACGGUCAUCUUGAGCGGACAUUCAUGAGUCCCGCUUCUAAAAAGGCUAUCAGUCUUGUCCAAAUAUGGAUGGAGGAUGCGGGUUUAAGAACGUGGGUGGACCAGAUGGGAAAUGUACAUGGUCGGGCAGAUGGAAUGAACAGUCAUGCUGAAGCUUUAUUGAUUGGUUCCCAUUUGGACACCAUCAUUGAUGCAGGAAUUUUUGAUGGGCCGUUAGGUAUAGUUUGUGCAGUGUCUGCCUUAAAGGUUUUAAAGAUCAGAGGGAAGCUAGGGAAUCUUAAGAGACCAGUUGAGGUCAUUGCCUUUUCAGAUGAGGAAGGUGUUAGGUUCCAGUCUACCUUCUUAGGAAGUGCUGCUAUAUCUGGGACUCGGCCAGCCUCAGCUUUGCAGAUAUCAGAUAAAAGUGGUGUAACAGUGCAAGAUGUUCUUAAGGAAAACUCUUUUGAUGCUACGGAGGAAAGUUACCUUCAGCUGAAGUAUGACCCACAAUCAGUCUGGGGUUACAUUGAGGUUCAUAUUGAACAAGGCCCUGUCCUGGAAUCAGUUGGUCUUCCUCUUGGAGUGGUAAAAGGCAUUGCUGGGCAGACACGAUUGAAGGUGACUGUAAGAGGUUCACAAGGGCAUGCUGGAACAGUCCCAAUGUCUAUGCGUCAGGAUCCAAUGACUGCUGCUGCUGAACUGAUUGUACUGUUGGAAACUAUGUGUAAAAAUCCUGCAGAUUUCAUAUCUUAUGACAAACAUUGCAAUGGUUUUGCAGCAGAGUCGCUUGCAGGAUCCCUUGUUUGUACAGUAGGAGAAAUAUCCAGCUGGCCAGGUGCAAUUAAUGUUAUCCCAGGCCAGGUGACAUUCACUGUGGACUUAAGAACGAUGGAUGAUAUGGCACGCGAGGCUAUUAUUUUCGAAAUUUCUAACCGGAUGUAUCAAACCUGCGACCGACGAUCUGUUUCUUGCAUCAUUGAACGCAAGCAUGAUGCAGAGGCAGUGAUGUGCGAUCCUGGACUAAGUUCAGAGCUGAAGUCGGCAGCUAAUUCUGCACUAAAGAGAGUCGCAGGUGAGAUUCAAGAUAAAGUGCCUGUGUUGAUGAGUGGAGCGGGACAUGAUGCAAUGGCUAUGUCUCAUCUAACUAAGGUUGGCAUGCUGUUCGUCCGUUGUCGCGGAGGAAUUAGCCACUCUCCUGCAGAGCAUGUUUUGGAUGAUGAUGUUUGGAUUGCAGGUUUGGCUAUCUUAGCAUUUGUUGAAACCUACUUGUAAAUCAUAGUUGAUUCGCUCUGAGGUGUUUAUAGUAAUGUACAGUAGAACUGUUAAUUACAAAUAUGGAUAGAAGUAUUUAAUCGACUAGAAGAAUAAAAUAUUACUGGGUAAAUGAUGCUCAAUUACUUACCUGAUCCUGAUAAGAAGUUCAUUCGUUAAUCCAAACUUUACUCUGUUGGUUAAGGAACACAUAAAACAAGUGGUACUUUAGCCUGUCUA